GAAUGGGACUUUCCCUACUCCUCUAUACCAUCUAUUUUUUCUAUACCAUGAAGUUGGUUUAUAAUAAUGAAAUAUCACAGCUUGUGGAUUUUUGUUAUAUUUCUUUGUGUCGGUUACAAUAAUCAAUUGGUGCAGAGCACACAGGAUGAUGAUAGCUGGAUCGAUCCCGAUGCUUAUGGACUUGAAGUAUAUCUUCCAAAUCCACAACAGAGAAAAAAUAAAUAUCAAAGUGAUGAAUCCACGAUAGACUCGAAAUGCCCCGUAUGUAGGGACCACAACCAUAGUCAAGAAGCCGUCGCACUGAUGUAUUAUAAAAGACUCAUUGCGUACUUAUUUAAUAGCGACUUUUUCAAGCAUGAUGACUUAACUGGAGAAUUCACUCGUCCAUUAAUAUUCACUGCACUGCCAGCUCAGUUAGAACAGCUCAAAAACUUAAAUGACCCACGCGAUUUGGAUAUGAUUUUAUCAAAAAUUCUAUUAAAGACAAGAGUGCCUACAGAUUAUUAUAAUUUUGCAAAUGGUAAAAGUGUUUUUGCCCUUAUUUGGGAUAUCAUCAAGGAUUUGGGACAAUUAUUGAAAGUUCCCGAGGUUCAAUUUUUACUUGGAGCUGGUGGUUUGCUACUGAUUGGUUGGCAUUUUCUUCGAAAAUAUAGCAUCGGCAUUAUUACAAUGAUUGUCGGAGCCGUUGUGUGCUGUGGAUAUUUCCACACGUAUUUGAAAUGUAAUCGCAAAUUGGAAGCUGAACAUUUAUUAGAAAUGUUUGCACGUCAUGAACCCCGAUGGUACACGCCCAUCGUAAGCUUUUUUACUUCCAGCGAGCAACAGGCCCAAAAGAUCAAAAAGGAAUAUAUCAAACAAGCAAGUCAACUAAAUUGGAAUUUCUGUCGACCGGACCAAGUGUUUCUUCUGUAUGUCAAUGACUUGUACUUAAAGAAAGUAUAUUUAGCCGGCGGAGUGCUAGUAUUCCUUAUUGGCUAUAUUGUAAAACUCACUUUCAAGUACGAGUAUAUCCCAAGUGCACGUGCUUGGUACGGCGUAUGGCAGCAGUGGAGUAUGUGCGUUAUGGAGUAUGUAACGCAACGCGGUGGCCUUCCUGUAAGCACAGAUACGGCACUUCAUGAAGAUCGUAAUUCUGGUGAAAACUUAAGAACGCUUGUGAACGACAUUAGCGGCGCGACCUCGUCGAACCAGAUUUCCAUCAACAAUACAACCGCCACAGCGGCUUUAACACAAACAACCGAGCAGGGUUCUGGUGUGCAGGAAAUACUGGCGUCAUUAGAAAACGGUAGCGCUGAUACAGCCUCUGACUCUUCAAUGUCCGAGAAGUUAGCGAAAUCAAAGGAAAACUCCCCACAGAAGCAAACGGAUGAAAGCGUUAACAAUAAUGCAACGACAAAGCAGCAGGAUAUGUCGAAGAGUGCUAAGAAAGCACAUGAUAUUGUGGGCACACAGACAAACAUUAUCAUUAGUAUCAUAUCUGGCAGCACCGUUUGUCUUUCUUUCAUUCUCUUGAUAUUCUUUCUGGAAAUUUACAGUUUGAACUGAAUUCCAAGUUUUUAAUUUUUAAGAAGCGUCACUUCUUGCAGAGAUAAAAAUAAAUAAAAAAAAUGACCUUCCCGAUCCAACAGCGGGAUUUAUCAAGA
Bactrocera dorsalis (oriental fruit fly) is the source of this 1643-nucleotide messenger RNA. RefSeq lists its product as uncharacterized. Bases 67 to 1545 code for a protein of 492 amino acids. The record is from RefSeq and is a predicted model, not a curated record. Lineage: Eukaryota; Metazoa; Arthropoda; Insecta; Diptera; Tephritidae. The transcript has 5 exons.